AUGCCUUCUUCCACCUCUGUUGAUUCUAAACAUAAUUCGAAUUCUGUUUCUAAUACAGGCAAUAACCAUUCUAACUCAGGUCAUACCUCAUCCUCAUCUGGAAAGAAGAGCUCAACUGCAGGCAGAUCACAACGCGUUCCAAACCUCAAUAACAGCACCAACAACAAUCAGAACAGUGUAAAAGAAGGAGCAGGUGGAAGUCAUCACCAAAAGGGCUCAACGAACAAUAACAAUAACAACCUCAAUAACAACAGCAACAGCAACAAACAUUCAAAUCAUUCCAACCAUUCAUUAUCGUCAAAAGGACAAGCACAACUAGGACAUUACGAUACAAAAUCUGAUAGUGACGAUUCUUAUACACCAGGAGGAGGGUUUAUCUCUGAAAUGGACGAACAUGAUUCUGUAUUUGAAGGAGGUAUAGAGUAUGAUGGAGAAGAUGGUCCUAGUUUUCUUGGUGACGAUUUCGAUGCUUCAUCUGAUGUGGCACCGGAUACACGAGAGGAUCGUAAAGAGAAACGGGCACGGGAUUUUCAGGAGCGAUUAUUGAAGCUUGAGCUUGAAUUCGAGGAGAAUAAGCAAACGAUCUAUGAUUAUCAAAUGGCUCGCUACAAGGAAGAAAUGGCUGCUAUCUUAAAUGGUGUCCACCCUGAUUUCCAUGAUCAAAUGGAGGAUUUAGCAGAGGCCCGAGAUAUUACCAUUGUUAAUGCACGCUUAUAUCGUGAUUAUCAGUUUGAAUGUGCUCAACAGGCAUAUGAACUGGAAACGGAGCUUGCAGAAGAGGAUUAUAUGGCUGAGCGUGAAGGACUUCGAGAAAAAAUGUUGGCAGUUAUUGACAGCAAACGAAGAGCAUUGCGAGAUGAUAAAGAAAACCUGGAUAUUACAAAUGAUUUUGCACUGGAACCAACAUCGCGAGCUAAUCAUACGCGACGGCUGAGGAAGCGUGGACAUGAACAAGAGGUUGGAUCUAAAAAUGCAAAGCGAAAAACAAAUGCACCUCCAAAUGCAAAAUGGGCUGCCACAGAUACUGAUAUUCUUGAUGACCUCAGUCAAAUUCGCAAGGUUGUUUCUUCUUCAACAACAAAGAAAUCUGCCUCUGUCAAGAAGAAGUAA
Messenger RNA from Lobosporangium transversale, 1110 nucleotides. Its product is annotated as Sds3-like-domain-containing protein. Gene Ontology annotation, molecular function: histone deacetylase binding. The transcript has 7 exons. Gene Ontology annotation, cellular component: Sin3-type complex. The coding region runs from base 1 to 1110 and encodes 369 amino acids. The record is from RefSeq and is a predicted model, not a curated record. Lineage: Eukaryota; Fungi; Mortierellomycota; Mortierellomycetes; Mortierellales; Mortierellaceae. Gene Ontology annotation, biological process: negative regulation of transcription by RNA polymerase II.